ACCUAUCAGCAGUAACAAUCCAUACAUGCAGUGUAUAUUGGGAAAGAAUUCUCGUUCAUCAGCAUUUCUUAAUAACAGCACUUGUUCAGCAGCUGCAAAAAUGAAAAAGAAUGGCCUUAAUUCACAGCAGCUGAGAAGCAAAAGACGGCCAAGAGUACCAGAAAAUAUGCAAUUAUCACAAAGUAUACUUAAAAUGGAAUCGAGCAGGCAUGGAUUGUUCACUGCACGUGCGCAUUCUCUUAGCCGUUCACCGCCUCGCAAAAGUAGUCGUCCUGAUGAUUCGAUCUGA
Molecule: messenger RNA, 289 nt
Organism: Acanthocheilonema viteae
Lineage: Eukaryota; Metazoa; Nematoda; Chromadorea; Rhabditida; Onchocercidae
Source: the annotation of a GenBank genome assembly